GACUGCAUUCAUGGAAAUGAGCCUGGAGGAGCGGAGCAGCACACACUCUGAGCGUCAGCUAGGGCUGCAGCUCUGCGCGACCAUCUCUGCGGUCCACACCAGCCUUCCCCACUGGGCCCAGCGCGUUUGCACUUGCGGGGCCGGUACUCUCAGCUUUUGUUUUCUCUGGACACCUUCCUCUCUGGCCCUGCUGUGCUGGCGCACACAUGCUGUCCUUGCUCCAGCUCUCCCUGCACCUACAGCUGUGGGAGCUCCCGGCAGCCUGGGACUGUGGGAUCGCUGCACAGAGCCACCAUGGCCUCUGACGUGGAGAGCUGUGACCUGCCGAGGCUUUGAUGUUGCUGCCCAGGGCUUGCCAGGACACUGGGGCCGCAGGAGAGGGGACUCACCGUGGUUCCCAGUGACCUGACCGCAGAGGAGCGUCAAGAACUGGAGAACAUCCGACGGAGAAAACAGGAGCUGCUGGCUGACAUUCAGAGGCUGAAGGAUGAGAUAGCAGAAGUAGCUAAUGAGAUUGAAACCCUGGGAUCCACAGAGGAAAGGAAAAACAUGCAGAGGAACAAACAGGUAGCCAUGGGCAGGAAAAAAUUUAAUAUGGACCCUAAAAAGGGGAUCCAGUUCUUAAUAGAGAACGACCUGCUGAAGAACACUUGUGAAGACAUUGCCCAGUUCUUAUAUAAAGGUGAAGGGCUCAACAAGACAGCCAUUGGUGACUACCUAGGGGAGAGAGAUGAAUUUAAUAUCCAGGUUCUUCAUGCAUUUGUGGAGCUGCAUGAGUUCACUGAUCUUAAUCUCGUCCAGGCACUACGGCAGUUCCUGUGGAGCUUCCGGCUACCGGGAGAGGCCCAGAAGAUUGACCGGAUGAUGGAGGCCUUUGCCCAGCGAUACUGUCAGUGCAAUAAUGGCGUGUUCCAGUCCACGGACACUUGUUACGUCCUCUCCUUUGCCAUCAUCAUGUUGAACACCAGUCUGCACAACCCCAAUGUCAAAGAUAAGCCCACGGUGGAGAGGUUCAUUGCUAUGAACCGAGGCAUCAAUGAUGGAGGAGACCUGCCGGAGGAACUACUCCGGAAUCUCUAUGAGAGCAUAAAAAAUGAACCCUUCAAAAUCCCGGAAGAUGACGGGAAUGACCUCACUCACACUUUCUUCAACCCAGACCGAGAAGGCUGGCUGUUGAAACUCGGUGGCAGGGUAAAGACUUGGAAGAGACGCUGGUUCAUCCUGACUGACAACUGCCUUUACUACUUUGAGUAUACGACGGAUAAGGAGCCCCGUGGAAUCAUCCCUUUAGAGAAUCUGAGUAUCCGGGAAGUGGAGGACUCCAAAAAACCAAACUGCUUUGAGCUUUAUAUCCCUGACAAUAAAGACCAGGUCAUCAAGGCCUGCAAGACCGAGGCUGACGGGCGGGUGGUGGAGGGGAACCACACUGUUUACCGGAUCUCAGCUCCGACGCCCGAGGAGAAGGAGGAGUGGAUGAAGUGCAUUAAAGCAGCCAUCAGCAGGGACCCUUUCUAUGAAAUGCUCGCGGCACGGAAAAAGAAGGUCUCCUCCACGAAGCGACACUGAGCGUGCAGCCGAGGGCGUCGGUCUGUGGGGCUUCGGAGCUCCCGCCCUUCUCCCGCGCCUCCACGGACGUGCUACUGCCUAGCAGAGCGUCCUCUGCCAGGCCCUGCCCUGGAUUCCUAGAGACUAGCUUCAGCUUUUGCUAUUUUUUUUUAAGUGGGAGAAGGGUGGGCAGUUAUCACUGGGGAAGAGGGGACUGGCCGCCUGGCCAGCAUGGGCUCCUGAGCCUUUCUCUCUCACAGGGCAGAGCUCCUGUCGGCAGGGCAGCCUCCUGGCCAGUUUCUCUGCUCGGUGUUCUGGUAGCAGAGCGCGGCACCAACUGUUUACCUCCUGGUUGUCCCGGUGAAGAAGCCUUCAACCCCUGCACCAUAAAUACAUGUAUCCAUAUAUUAUUAUAUGUUAAGAAAAAAGGUGGAAAGGAAGAGAAGCCACAUACUAUAAAGAUCUAUUUUUUUUUAAGAGAGAACAUAGUGCUGUUCAGGUGCAUUCUGCCCUGGCUGCUCCGGGAGCUUCUCCCUGGAGAAGAGCACCCAGGGCUGCAGCUGAGGGGCAUCAGCCUGGGCCCGCGGCAGGGCCUGGCCCACCUCUCCUGUGCUGUGGGAGCUGGCUGCCUAGUACUUGUCUGGGCAAGAGAGGCAGGUGAGGUCAAGGACACAGAGGGCAGAGGUGCAGUGGGCCUCGGACAGCACAGUCAGACUCGGGGCCUGCCCUGGCGGGGGCACAGCCAGCAGCAGCGUGCAGUCCAGCGGCUCCCGCAGAUGUUUCUCCAUCCCAAGUGCCUGCGGAGCGCCGAGGAGAGGAGAGAACUGACCGGACGCUGACGUUACUUUCCUCCUCCAGAAUCCAAGUUCUUGUGGGGCUUUAACUUAGAAAGUCAGCAUUUUCCUUGAGCUAAAUACCUAAUAACCAAAACUGUGAGGAAGGUUAUCAGGACAGAGCUUCCGGAUAACCUCACUGUUUCAUAUUUGGUUUUCUUCCUUUUCCCCAGAACUCCAGUCCUCGUUCUAGAGGAAGGAGUAGGACUUAGCCCAUCCCCUUAGGGCUUCAGCUUUUUCUGCCUCGAAACCGGCCCUAACUGGACUACUCUGGAUGCGUUUUGUGGUGGGCCUCCUAGAGGGGAGGAUGGGCCUUUAUCUGCUCCGUGGAGUGCACUGGAGUGAGGUGGGGUGGCCAGGCAGCCUCUCGCAUCUCUCCUCCCUGCAGGCACCGUGUGAGCUGGCCCUGCCCUCAUUCCAGUGUGAAGGGAGCCAUGAUAUGCAGCAUUUUCCUGCCGUUCUCUCAGGGACUCUCAAGGGCAGCUCCUGCCCCUCCGCCAGGGCCAGCAUGCCAGUCCAGGCCGAGCAGGUGGCUGGCCGUCUGGCCGUCUCGCCGUCUCGGCCCACCCCUCCACAGGGCCCUGGAGCAGGGCGGUGCAGGGCGCGGCCCGGAGGAGGCAGGUGGAGGAGCUGCGGGUUUCCACAUUGCCGCAUCGCCACGGCUCUUCUGAUCCUUUAGGGUUGGCGAGCAUCUCUGGAAAUAGCUUUUGCAGAGGCAUGGUGGGAGGAAUGGAGGGGGACAGUCUCUCACCCCCCCACCCCCGGAUUUGUGUAGAUCCUACCUGGAGUGGCUUCAUGCACUUUUGUGCCAGAGCUUGUGAGGGUGACAAAAGAGGGUCCAGGCUGGAAACCUGAACUUUCUGGGUGGGAGAACCAGGCGGUGCCUGCUGAGGUCUGGGCAUGUUUGGGCUGGCACUGGAGCCUGUCCAGCUGGCCCGGGCCCUGACCUGGUUCUCACAAGUGUUUCCUAGUCAGAGAGGCACCUGGGUCAGUAUUAGUCUAUUUAUCAGAGGUGUAAAUAAUCUAUGUAUAGUUUUUCUCCUUUUAGAUUAUUUUGUAUUUGUUUAAAAGAAGUUUUGUCAAAAUACAAAAAUAUAAAGACUGAAAGUUGUUGACAGGGUUUUUAAAAAAAUUAUAAUUAUUCUAAUUGUUUUUGUUUGUUUGUUUCUGCCUUGUAAACUAGCGCCAAGGAACUGCAGCAAAUAAACUCCAAAUUUGCCCAAGCCA
Molecule: messenger RNA, 3605 nt
Organism: Saimiri boliviensis boliviensis (Bolivian squirrel monkey)
Lineage: Eukaryota; Metazoa; Chordata; Mammalia; Primates; Cebidae
Source: RefSeq, a predicted model, not a curated record